Molecule: messenger RNA, 2415 nt
Organism: Homarus americanus (American lobster)
Lineage: Eukaryota; Metazoa; Arthropoda; Malacostraca; Decapoda; Nephropidae
Product: UDP-glucosyltransferase 2-like
Exons: 7
Coding region: 195-1718 (507 amino acids)
Molecular function (GO): UDP-glycosyltransferase activity
Source: RefSeq, a predicted model, not a curated record
CGAGAAGGUCAACUGAGAGUUCUCUGCUAUCCUUUACCGUCAGUGAAUAGUUUCUGGGGAGAACGUCUCUCUCUCCCUCUCUCUCUCUCUCUCAGGAACACAGAGGGAGCCGAAACAACACCAUUGUUCGCUAACUUAAAUAUUUCACCUAAACUUCCGGACGGUAGAGUGUGUGUAGUGCCACCGUAGUCAGUAUGAGGAGGUGUAGUAUGUUGUUCCUACUGCUGGUGAUGAUGUGUGGCCCAGCAACAGGCUACCAGGUGCUUGUGCUCACUCCAGUAGCCACUCGCAGCGUCUAUAAUCUGUGUUGGUCACUCUCAGUGGCUCUGGGUGACGCUGGCCACUCCGUCACCCUAGUGUCCUCCUAUGAUGCAUCGUCCAAACACGAAAAUGUGACGGAAGUCCACACUGGCGCCGACUUAUUAGAGGUUAAUUCUUUUGCGUUGGGACAUAACACCAUGCUGAAUCAUGUGAAAAUUCUGGAAAUUGCUGGAGAAACCGGCAGGAGGAUGUGGUCUAACGAGGCAAUACAACGACUAUGGCAACAGAGGGACAGUUACCAAGCCAUAGUAAUAAUUGGCUUUGUCAAUGAGGUGGCUGUACCAUUUCUCCUGGAUUACAAAGGUGCGCACAUCAAUCUCUGCACUCCAGGGAUAGAACCUUUGCACAUGAAGGAGCAAGGCAACUGGCUGCCCAUGUCCGUCGUGCCAGGAAUUGUCACGACGUUCACCCAUGACAUGACCUUCAUGGAGAGAGUUCUUAACCCACUACUCACCCUGUGGCCUUACCUCUGGUACCAGUAUAAUGUGAUGCCCCGCUUCCAGGAACUGCUGCAGGAGUUCUUCCCUAAUUUGCCUCCUCUUACCACACUCUACUGGAACAGCUCCCUGACCCUCAUUAACAGCCACUACGCCGUGGACGGACCUGUACCACUGCUGCCCACACAGGUGGAGGUGGGCACCAUCAAUGCCAAGAAGGCCAGCCCACUCCCUCAGGAUCUGGAGGAGUUCAUGGAGGGAGCUGGGGAGGCCGGGGUCAUCGUCUUCAGCCUUGGUAGUGUGGUCAAGAGUGGUCAGAUCCCACACGGAUACAAGAUAAUACUGGUGGAGGCGUUCAGACGGCUCCCUCAGCGGGUCUUGUGGAAGUACGAGGAUGAUGACCUGGAUCUCCCCGCCAACGUCCUCACCAGGAAGUGGCUCCCCCAACAGGAUGUACUAGGUCACAGGAGGACGCGAGUGUUCAUCUCUCACUGUGGUAACUUGGGCAUUCAGGAGGCACUCUACCACGCCGUGCCAGUCCUCGCCCUCCCCAUCGCCCACGACCAGCCCCGUAAUGCCCACCGUCUUGCCAAGAAUGGAUACGCUUAUCUCCUCAACUGGAAGGACCUGAGUGUCGACGCCAUCCUGAACGGAGUCGAGACGCUCCUCAGGGACCCGACAUACCGUGAGAGAGUGAAGGAUGUCUCAAGGAUGCUGCAGGACCAGAAGGAGAGCGCUGGGGAGAGGGCCGUGUGGUGGGUGGAGCACGCCAUCCGUCAUCAAGGAUCCCCCCUCCUGGUGUACGCUGGCAAGAGACUCAACUUCAUCCAGUACAUAAUGUUGGAUGUGUUCGUCUUCUGGCUGGUGGUGCUGUCGUCGUGGGCCUUCCUCUCCUACUACUGCGUCAGGAGGCUGUUUGGCUGGUGGUGUUGUCGUAGUGGGAAGGAUAAGAUAGAGUGACGGUAAAGGAUAAAGAAGAAGAAAAUAAAAUGAGAGUAUAAUUUAGGCGUAAGAUAUACUGGUAUAUUAAUAGUAAUGUAUGUUGAUAGGAAGACCGGGGAAUGCAGUUUACCAAAAUGCCAUGAAGAAGGAUGAAUUAUGCAGAGGAAAGAUGGUUUAUACUGGUGGACCAAAGAAGAAAUGUUGUACCUUUGGGUCAGAGAGGAUGAUAAGCUGCACCCAUAGACAGUCAUGGUAAUAGUAAGAGAACAAAUAAACAUAGUAAUAAUAAUAAUAAUAAUAAUAAUAAUAAUAAUAAUAAUAAUAAUAAUAAUAAUAAUAAUAAUAAUAAAGGUUUUUGAAAAAGGUACAGUAGCCAAAAGGUUGAGAAAAAAAAUCGAUAGAAAUGAUAUUCCAUACAGCUGGCCUGGGCAACCCGCGGCCCAAACCAGUUCUGUGUACGGCCCGCAGAGUGAAUGAGAAAUUGUAUUUAAUGUGGCCCGCAGUGAAACAGGUAUAAAUAGUCAACAAUAUAAACAUUUCAACUAGUUUACGGGCCAAGUUGGGUGCGGUCUGUUAGAUGGAUUAGCUGUUAUGUGGCAGUGGGUCAGUUGGGCAUUAACGUUUUUUAGGAAAGUCUUCGAGGUAGUAGAUAAUGACGAAAAUUACUAUGUUAUUUACUUAGACUUUAGCAAAGCAUUUGACAGAGUACCGCAUC